UGAACAAGAUCAAAACGCAUACUUUCAUUCACAUAUGAGGAUGUAUAUAUAGGAUGGGAGCUAGAGUUACAAUAAUCAGAUGUGCCGGUACAUAUGGACUGAGUUAUAAACUAAUAGACAUCUAGAACAAUGUUUUAUCAGCUGAGUUAUUUUUUCUUGGACCAGACAAUGUUUCAUAAACGCUGGCGGGUCCCAUUGUACGAAGAGACGCUAGAGAGUUUCAUUGCCUGGAAUCGAUGGCGGGUCCCAUUGUACACAAGCACCGGGUCGAUCCAAAUUGGAAUCCAAUGGCUGCGGCGGCGGCGGCGACAUUGCCCACCAAAGUUAUGUGCUGUACCAGAAUAGUAGCUUUCUCAACCCUGCGCUACCCUAAUCCCCUAUCACCCUUUUAUACAUCUCCAAACCGAAAUCGAAAUGGAGUAGUUCAUCUGCAUCCAAUUCCAAGCCCAAAGCCAUAUCCAAAUGGAGUGGCAUCAAGCACCACACUUCCUUCCAACUCGCGCUCACAUAUGUUCCAAUUUCACGACUUUUCAAUCACUUCGCUCUCAAAUUCAUUAUCAGGUAUGGAGAAUGUGAUGAUGGAGUAUAUAUGCGGUCAAAGGAGAGCCACCCUCCUUGCCCAUCGGGUAUGGAUGGAUAUUGUUAAGAAAGGGGACAUUGUUAUUGAUGCCACAUGUGGAAAUGGUUAUGAUACUCUGGCAUUAUUGAAAAUGGUUGCUGAUCACACACAGAAGGGUCGUGUGUAUGGAAUGGAUAUCCAGAAAGUUGCUUUGGAAAAUACUUCGCUUUUAUUAGACCGCUCUGUUAACCCCCAUGAUAAAGAGCUUGUUGAGCUAUUUUCCAUGUGUCAUAGUCGCAUGGGAGAUGUGAUUCCAGAUGGCGUGAAAGUAAGGUUAGUUGCUUUCAAUUUAGGCUACUUACCAGGUGCGGACAAAAAGAUUAUUACCAAGUCAGAAAGUACAUUACUUGCAAUAGAGGCUGCAAAGGAAAUUCUAGUACCUGGAGGACUCAUCAGUAUAGUGGCUUAUGUUGGCCACUCUGGAGGAAGGGAGGAAUUUGACAAGAUCGAAGAACUGACUUCCAGAUUACCAUUCCAAAGUUGGAAUUGUUGCAAACUCCAAAUGUUAAACAGACCUCUAGCACCUGUACUUGUGUUUCUCUGUAAAAGAUGAAAGUUAAAUGGAGCAUUGACCAAAGGAUCUAGAGAUCCCUUUUAGGCAAUCAAAUUGACUACAAACGCCCCUUGACUAGUUGAAUGAGUUAAAUCGUAGCACAUUGCUCGCUAAGUUUGUCAAUACGUGAAUACCAGAAACUCCCCUUGACUAGUUGAAUGAGUUAAACCGUAACACAUUGCUCGCUAAAUUUGUUAAUGCUUGAAUGUACAUUUUGCUUGUAAUGGAUCCAAUGAAUUCGGAAUCCACAGACUGCUUGGAAUUGAAAUGGUACACCGCCACUACAACUACCACCGCCCACAUCCUUCUGCUGCCAGCUGCCUCCACCACCGCCCCCUCCUCCACUGCCGCCGCCAUCGUUUUGGAUCGUUCUUUUUUCUCACCGGAACCGUAUAUCACCAUGGGGAGCGAGGGAGGUGCUUCUGUGAGCUUCCAAUAUCCGUGGUAUUUAACCAAUCAUUCUUUCAUCCUUCUCCUCUUGCCUUGAGAAUGCUUAUGGUACAGUGGCAUAUUUAUUUGGGACACUCUGGGACUCAUAUUUUAGCAUGUUUUUUAAAAAAUGGAACUAGUACCUCUUUCAUGAUUGUAUAUAUUGCCAUUAAGGCAAAUCACAAAAAUUACUUUUCUCAAUCGUUGCUUUCAAUUCAUUUUGAUGUAUUACAAUUUACAAUCUCCAAUUUAAUCUCAUUUAGGAUUUAAAUAUAGUGUAUAUAUAUUAUUGAUAAUGUUUCC
Molecule: messenger RNA, 1904 nt
Organism: Cuscuta europaea
Lineage: Eukaryota; Viridiplantae; Streptophyta; Magnoliopsida; Solanales; Convolvulaceae
Source: the annotation of a GenBank genome assembly